Molecule: messenger RNA, 2313 nt
Organism: Paramacrobiotus metropolitanus
Lineage: Eukaryota; Metazoa; Tardigrada; Eutardigrada; Parachela; Macrobiotidae
Product: arylsulfatase I-like
Exons: 10
Coding region: 394-2124 (576 amino acids)
Source: RefSeq, a predicted model, not a curated record
UACGGCCCGCUGAUUAGUUAUGCUGGGUAUUUGGUCGUGGUAUGUUUUCUACCAUGAGAUACGUAUCCGUGUACAUGAUCAUACCUCAAGGCUGCGAAUGGAAUAAUAACUACGAGUACUGUAUUGCCGUACUUGCUACAGGCCUGGUUUUGUCAAUCAACAGGUUAAUUGCAAUUUGGACAUGCGUUGUUGACUUGCGUUCCGGUACUUAAUAAUCCAGCCUCAGCCGGUUAUACGCGAUACACCAACAGUAUUAGUAUAAUAUUGUGAUUCCAUCACGGCGCUGCAUCCUUUCGUUCGGCCCAGGCAGAUUCUCCUGUAGCUACCUCCCUUCUUAAGCGGAAGCAGCAACGCCACGCCUACUGGUACGACUACCAUCUGGUACAUGCCUACAUGGAUCCGCGGCAGCUGCAUCUGUAUAAUAAUAUCAUAUGGGAAGUUGUGGCUGCGUGUGUACUGAUCAGCGCGCUCCCCGCGCUGUCUAAACAUGCAGCACCAGACUGUGGGGCUGCACGUCCCGCCGCAUCCGGACAGGAUCCGCAUUGCGCCGCCGACGGGGCGGCCGACAACGGCCAGCGGUCGCCUGAUCAACACAACCAUCCCAUACGGCCUAAUAUCGUCCUUAUUCUCCUCGACGACAUGGGCUUCAACGACGUCAGCUUCCGCGGCUCGACGCAGAUCCCGACGCCGCGCAUCGACCGGCUGGCGCGCGAGGGCAUCAUCCUGCACCGGAUGUACGCGCACUGCACCUGCAGUCCCUCCCGCUCCGCUCUCCUCACCGGCAAACACCCCUUCACCAUCGGAAUGCAGGGCCAGCCGAUCAAACCCGGCGAGCCGUGGGGAUUGCCGUUGCAGCACAAGCUUCUACCGGAGUACAUGCGCCGACUGGGCUACUCCACCCACAUGAUCGGCAAGUGGCAUCUGGGAGAUCAUCGGACGGCGUACCUGCCACAUAAACGCGGAUUCGAUACCUUUUGGGGAACGCCCGGCGGCGCGCUCGACUACUACUCCUACACGAUGAUCGAGGGAUACAAUAUGUACAACGGAUCGGAUGUGCUGCGCCUGAACGAGAGCACUUACGUCACCGACCUUUUCGCCCACUGGGCGCAGGCGCUCAUCCAGGAGCGAGCGGCCGCCCAAAAGCCCUUCUUUCUGUACUUCGCCCCAAACGGCCCCCGCGGCAGCCUUAACCGCACCGACACACUGCAGACGGCGCCCAAGUACCUGAACCGGCCUUCCGUCCAGGCCAUCGCCCAUCCGGAGCGCCGCAAAUACGCAGCGAUGAUGCAGGCGGUGGAUGACGCCGUCGGCACCAUCCACGACGCCAUCAGCGACGCUGGGAUCCUUCACAACACCAUCGUAUGGUUCCUCUCCGAUAAUGGCGGCCCGCUGCCACAACCCGGCACUUUCAGUAUCGUCGCGCCGGCGAGUAACUGGCCCCUGCGCGGCGUCAAGCAGACACUGUUCGAGGGCGGCGUCCGCGUGGCGGCCUUCGUGUGGGGCGGCCCAUACAAUGCGGUGGCCGGCGGGAGCCUGUACGAUCACCCGAUGCACCUGACGGACCUCCUGCCCACGCUGGUGGCAUCCACCCACGUUCCGGAACUCGCCGACGAGCACCACGAUAACUACAUAUUAGCCAACACAUCCACGCACGGGUAUAACCAUUGGGACUACAUUUUGACGGGCCGCGCAGGGCCCCGGCACGUGACGCCGCUGGACAUCAACCACAACGAGAGCCGCUUCGGCCUCAUCGCGGGGCGGUACAAGGUGGUCACCGGAAAUUACUCCAACGGCUCGCGGGAGUCGAAUAAAUGGAUCCGGCCGUUUGGGACCAGCGACGCGGACCCGCAGCAAAUAGAGACACGGGAACGCGUGCACUGCCACCACCCCGAGGGGCGGGAGCAGGCGCCCUGCAGUCCGGAAAAAGAGGUGUGCCUCUUCGAUCUGCUGGACGAUCCAUGUGAGACGAAUAACCUGGCGGGCGCCCGCCCGGAAGUCCUGGAGGAGCUCAUGGAGCACGUCCGCCGCUGGAACGCCAGCUAUCAUCCGGUCAUCUGGUUGGACGUCGACCCGGGCUCCGACCCGGCGCUGCACGGCGGAGUGUGGCGACCGUGGAAAGAUUAAACGCAUACUUAAUUUGCUGCCCUGUACUCUGUAUAUUUAUUGUGGAAUCAGUAAUACGAUCUAGAUACGUAAAUAAAUAGAAGUUACGCUGAAUAUUUUUUAUUAUCGAUAAAUAUCCAAUAUAAAGAAAACGAUCGCGAUAAAUAAAACGCGAUAAAUAAAUCUCGGCAGUCGAAUUAAUCAAUAGAG